AACUUUCACCAAGAUUAGACGCUGAAUGCAUUCUCAUUUCUCGAGAAGCAGUUCUAAUCAAAAUUAGGACAAAGUAUUACACGUGUUAGUAUCGUUCAUAAGUAUUUUAGAUCCUAGAAAAAUGGCAGUAGAUCGAGCUAAAAUCAGAUUUAGCAAUAUUCCUGGUCAAGAAGACGACACAUUCUUGGAAAAUCAAACAAACAAGGAAGCAGGAAAAAUCCCACAGCCAUAUCCGCUUUGGUGGUCAAAACGAUUUUUAAUCCUGAUCUUGCUAUUUCUCGGGUAUUUUUUCUCGGUCCUAGUAAAAGUUAGCGUUAAUAUAGCAAUUAUCGAGAUGACUGGAAAUAAAACACACAUCAACGCUGAGAACGAAACGAUUUACAAGCCACCGGAUUUCAAUUGGGAUUCCAAAGAAAUUGGAAUUGUUUUAAGCUCUCAGUCGUGCGGCUACUUCUUCAGUAUUCUUGGAGGAUAUUUUGCUACUAAAUUUGGCGGUUCUAUAGCAUACGGUUGGUUCACUAUGGUGAUGUCUUUGAUAAUCAUCAUGAAUCCGAUCAUUUUGCAGUGGAGUUUUCAUGCGUUCAUAGCGAGUAGGGUUUUGGCUGGUCUUUUUGAUGGUAUAGGUUAUGCCAGUACCGCUGAAGUAUUCUCAAGAUGGAUACCUACUAGAGAAAGAUCGAGAUUCAUGGCGAUCAUUUUUACUGGAGUGUACAUCUCUGUAGCAGUUUCCUACCCGAUAUGUGGAUACGUGGCGUAUUAUUGUGGAUGGCAAAUGAUAUUUUAUCUAGCAGGUGGGAGUUGUUUCAUAUGGUCAGUUAUUUGGCUCAUUAUAGUACGAAACGAACCUUCCGAAGAUAAACUAAUCUCUAAAGAAGAGCUAUCAUACAUUUUAAAUGAAACUGAAACAUCACCUAGGAAUGAAAUUAUUCAUCCGUAUAAAGAAAUCUUCAAGUCACCUCCAGUUUGGGCUUUGGGUGUAGCAAAAUUUACAUAUGGUAUAGGAUUCUCCAUCAUAGUCACUUAUCUUCCUCAAUAUGUAAGGGACAUAACAAAAAGGGAAAUAAACGAGGUCGGAGUUAUCGCUUCGAUUCCAAAUUUCAUCUGCAUCGUUAUGACGCCAAUAGUAGGAGCAAUUAUAGACUACUUGCAAAAUAAUCAUAAUCUAAAACCAUCUCGAGUUCAUAAGAUAUUGAUGACUUUUGGCUAUGCAACUGGAUCCAUUCUAUUUGUAGUAGCUGCUCUCGGCAAUAAUUUUAUUUUGUCUAUGACGUGUUUUGUACUAAUCAAGCUGUUCUUGUCAUUCAAUUUUCUCAUCGUACAAUUGAUCUGCCUUUACAUGGCACCCAGACACUCCAGUAUUUUAUUGGGAAUAUCUGCAAGCUGGUAUGUUAUAAGCCAUGUUGCAGUACCCUCAACCGUAGGAUUCAUCGUCGUGAACCAUAAACUUCAAGAAUGGAAUACGUGUUUUCUACUAACGGCGGGAAUUUUGAUAGUUGGAGCUAUUGUGUACAUGAUUUUUGGUUCGAGUGAACUUCAGCCUUGGGCAGAGUCAAAUAUUGAGGACAAAAAUACAGAUUUGGCCAAAACAGAGGAGAAUCAAUGCGAAAAAUAAUUCACGGUUCGGAUAAUUUCAACAAUGUAAUACGUGCUUAAAAAUGGUUCAUCUCACUUUUUUCAUUUAACUGAUAACUACCUACCUAAAUGCAACGAUUAAAUAUAACACCACAUUUUGAAAAUUUUA
Planococcus citri (citrus mealybug) is the source of this 1741-nucleotide messenger RNA. RefSeq names its product vesicular glutamate transporter 2-like. Gene Ontology annotation, cellular component: membrane. The transcript is spliced from 10 exons. NCBI's taxonomy places the organism in Eukaryota, Metazoa, Arthropoda, Insecta, Hemiptera, Pseudococcidae. Gene Ontology annotation, molecular function: transmembrane transporter activity. The coding region runs from base 122 to 1612 and encodes 496 amino acids. The record is from RefSeq and is a predicted model, not a curated record. Gene Ontology annotation, biological process: transmembrane transport; monoatomic anion transport.